AUGAAGAGUCGAUUUUUCACGUUCUUGCUGCUUGGAACGUGUUUUUCUUUUGACUUGGACGAAGAAAAUACUUUCAAUGCGGAGACUACAUAUAAAUUAGCUUCAAGAUCAAGCGAAUCAUGCUCAUCCUUGAACGGGACUAAAAUUAAUGACGCUGCAACAAUCGAGCUAGGAGAAUGGGCUUGCCCAGAGAACCUAGAAUCAGGAGCAACGUCAACUUCUACAACAACUGGUUUUGGGACAACGACUUCAGGAAAGACAACUUCGACAUUGUACAGCUCUACGACUUUACCAACAACAUCAACAGUAUUCGAGAGCUCAACCUCAACAACUGGUUAUGAGUCGACCACUGCCGAAAAGACAACGUCUUCUUCUUUCAGCACGACGAGUGAGCCAACAACUUCUACUCUAUUCGAGACAUCGACCUCCACAACUGAUUAUCAAACUACGACUGAAGAAAAGACUUUAUACAGCUCCACAACUGAACCGACAACAUCAACUCUAUUCGAAACUUCAACAACUGAAUAUUCCACGACAACCUCAACGUUCAAACCAACAACAACUUCGGCGUACACAUCAACAACAUCUUAUGGAAGCUCAACUACCACAUUUGGAACAACAACUACAGAAAGGACCACAUCAACAACAUUUUCAACGCCCAAAUUCACAACAACAAGGACGACAACAUCAACUUCAACUGAUCAAACUUCAUCUACGAGCUCACCAAUAAGUACAUCGAGUUAUUUUUCAUCAACCUCAACACAAAAAACGACAACAUCAGAUUAUACAACAUCGACAGGGUACUCAUCGUCGACUGAGAACACAUCUACAACCGAUAUUACAACAUCAACAGAUUAUACAUCAUCAGUUUCUUCGACAACAGCAACUGCAACGUCAUCUACAAAGUAUACUACCACGCAAACAACAGAUUAUACCACUGCAAUCUCAACGACUAGCUCAACAACAACAACAAGUUCUGUCACAUCAACGGAUUACACGACGACUUCUAGCUCAGUUUCAACUUCACCAAAGACCUUGUCAACAACAACAAGCUCGGCGACAACCUCAUCAACGACUUCAUCGAAAGGAAUUACCACAACAACAGAUUACACAAGUUUAACCUCAUCUACAACUACGACCACAACAACCACGACAGAAAUCACAACUACGACUAGUUACACAACAACAACGACAUCAACAACUUCUACGACAACAUCUACUGUAAAAACUACAACUACUCCUUUCGGCACAAGUGGUUACACCACAUCUGUGACCGAAUCGACAACUUCCAGAACAACUUCAAAAACUACGUCAACAACAGAUUACACCAGCACUAGCGCAUUUUCUACGACAACAAGAGACUCAGGAACAACAACGACAUCUUCAUAUGACCCCACUUCCACAACCUCCAGAACAUCAUCAAGACCCACGACAUCGACAGAUUAUACCAGCACUUCUGCAUUUUCAUCGACGACAAGUGAUCAAGGAACAACAUCGACAUCUUCGUAUGAUCCUACUUCGUCAACUCUAGUUUAUACUACCUCGACUUCUGAUGAAUUAACACCAAAAACAACCACAUGGUCGUGGGUUUCAACAGCAACAACAGUUGAUGAAAGCAAAAACUGCCCACCAUUGACUGCUCCUCAUGAACGCUCCCAAUGGAUUUGUAAAAUUGAAGGCUGGGGUGGUGAAAUCUUCGAAUUUAACCCAGAAGAAUACGAGUUGGCUGACACUCUCCCUGAAGGUGUCCAGUGUAAACUUCGCUGCCAAAAACCGCUCUUUGACUCUCACGCUAGAAUGAAAACAUCCUGCGAAUGUUCUGAUACUGGUUGCGGAUGGACUGAACCAGACUUAACCUGCUUAGAAGAGCCAACCACGACGCCAGUUCCAACAACAAAAGAUCCUGAAGCUACGACAACCGCGGCAGACGAAUUUUGUGAGGCGCUUGAAGAUCCUAAUGGUUUCUGGGAGUGCACAGAUGGGAAUUCUCAUGAUACAAAGUGCAAACUUCAAUGCAACGAUCGAUAUGAGCAGCGCCGUACCGUUUUGCGGUGCAAAUGCCGCAAAGGAAAAUGUGAUUGGAAUGACGAGCAGCUUUUCUGCCUCCCUGAAGAAGAUAUUGAGAUAACGACACAAGCUCCCGUCGCUGGAGGUAUUUGCGAAGAGCUUAGUUCUGAGGUCGGAAGCUGGAGCUGUUCAAAAGGCUUUCAUUUUAACUCAAGAUGUAAGCUGCAGUGUCCGAAGAAUUAUAUCCCCGGUAAUAGACAUAUUACCAGACGUUGCCGAUGCUCCAAUCGACAGGAUGCUUGCAUGUGGACACAGGACGAUUUUGACUGUGUUCCAGAAGAUUCUGAUGAAGCCAACGAGAUCACAGAUUGGGAAGCGCCGGUUGACUACGAUACUGAAACCUGCCCUCCCCUUUUUGAAAAUGAUUCCGGACCCCUGGACGAAUAUCCGAAUGGGACUUGGAAAUGCAGGAUUGGCCGAGAAUGGCUUUCUUCUGAGAAUCAUAACGCAGCUGGAGCCAGAUGCCAGAUCUACUGUGACCCGGGACUGGAAGUUAUCGACGAUGGAGAGAAACGAAGAUGUAGAUGGAAAGAGAAGAACAACGCGCUUGAGUGGUCAGGUCGAGUUCGGUACUGCAGAACGCGGGCAGAAAACAGAAUGAUUCUUGAGCUUGAAGAAAUGGAGAAAACCGCCAGACUAGCCAGGAAAGAUGCUCGUGAGCAAGGAUUGGUUCUCAACGACUACAUCCCCCGCGGACGAUCAUUCCAGCGUACCCGUAUGCUCGGUCGAAGUAGGACUGACGAAGAUAACGACAUUCUCACUAGUCGAGUGGCUAAAUUCAACGCUGAGGACUUGACAAAGCACAAUCCCUUCAGGGAUCGAAUUCCCUUCCUAGGUCUGCCUCCGAGCCUUUCACCUCGGCCCGCUCCGUCUUCUGCUCAUCCGAGAUUCGAGGAUACAGAAGAUGAUACUGAUUCUCAAUCAUUCCUGGAUGGAGUGCAUUCUGUCUUGUACAACGGCGUCGAGUAUCUCAACGGCUUUGAGCUUGUCAGAAGCCUCAGAAGGUGGCUUUUACAAGAAAAGGACCUCGAAGAAGUGAGUCUUAUUGGAUAG
Messenger RNA from Oikopleura dioica, 3120 nucleotides. Lineage: Eukaryota; Metazoa; Chordata; Appendicularia; Copelata; Oikopleuridae. The record is from the annotation of a GenBank genome assembly.